AUCGAUAAAUUAAAAGACCUUUGGAUUUGUUUUGUGUUUGAAGAAUACUGUAAACAUAUAAUUUUAUAUAUUUUUAUACUGUAAUUAUCAUGAAAAACUGAACGAUGAAAUUGUACAUUCUAUUUUAGACUUGUAUAGUUCAAAAAUGAAACUUUUCUUUGUACUAACAACAUAUGGAGAUGUGUGUUAUACUUCCUGAAUAUAUGAAGUACAAAUCUUUCGAAAUAUCGUGAGUCGCCUGCUUAUUGUUGUUUGUAAAAGAAGAUAUUUUAUUUAUAAUUUUAUUUAGCUUAUCCCUAUUGUAAAUAUAUUAAACAUGUCUUCUGAAAGUGAUUCAGAUGUAUUCUUUGAUGCUGAAGAAGUUACUCCUGUUAAAACCACUAAGUCUGUCAAGAAGGAUGAAAAGAAUGAAGAAACUAAUAAAUUGGAUGAAGAAUCCUCUAAAGACGAACAUGUUACUAAUAAUGCCAUGAUAAAUAUAUCUGACAUGAUUAUUAAUGAAGACUUGAAGGAAGCAGCACGUAAGGCAAGAGACAACGAACAACGACGGAAAAAAGUAGAAGAGCUAAGGAAACAAAUGUUACAUGAUGAUGAUGAUGUUCAGGAAAUACAUUCAGAGCAAAGCAGCAUAGAAUCUUCUUCUGUUGAAGGAAUCUAUCCAUCUAGUAGUAGGGGUUAUGCCUAUAAACAUUCUGACAGAAAUUCUAACGAAACCAGCAGUGUUAUGAGUUUAGGAAAAAUUGGCAGCAUUCUUGGUGGUCGAGAUAAACAAAGUUCAAGAGAUAUAGAUACUGUUUCAACAGAUUCUAAAUAUUCUUGUAAUGAAAGUGGAAGCCUUCAAGAUGGUGCUGGACCCUCUUUGCGGCAGCGAUCUAAUUGCACAGAACCAGAUGUUGUAGCUAGCACAAAAGGAGAAUUCAAACAUCCAGUUGCUCCUCCAAGACGAAAAAAGAGAAAUAAAAAUAAAACUGACACCAACAACUUAACAGUUUCAGAAUCUAAUGUAGAAUUACCAAGUCCAACUGACCCUGUUGAAAGCCUUGCUAGAGAAAUAGAAUUUUCCCUUGAUUUACAUAGUGCAACUAGAGGACAAUAUGUAGUAAAACCACAAGAUAGAGAACAAGAUCGAGCUGAAGGUCCAAAUGUUGAGAAUGCUGAAAGACGAGGCUCUGCUUCUCAGCGUUCUGACAGCUUGAAAAGUAAUUCUUCAAAAAAUCUUCUUAAUGCUUCUGAAGGUCAUGAAAAUGCCAAUGGAUCUAAUGAAGAACCUAAGCAACAACAGCCUUAUAUGGUUAGGACACGGUCAGAUUCUGGACGUCCAUUAACUGAUCAGGAAAUAUUAGCACAAGUAACAGUGAGAAACUUAGAUACUGGUGAACAGAUUCCCUUAAGUUUAGCCGAGGAACAUUUGCCAAGAUGUUUAAAUCCUUUAUCUCUGCACAUAAUGCGAUUGACGUCUGAAUAUGUAAGUAAUACAGCUUUGAAUAAAGAAUCUGAUGAGGAAAGCACAGAUAUGAGGAAAUCUGAUUCUAUGGAUAUUGCCUCUAGAGCUUUAGAGAGAACGUUUUCUUUCAGGCGAGGUCUGGGAAGAAGAUUACGGAUGGAAGUCAGCAGAAUUAGGACUGUAGUUGAUAAAGUUACUCAUUCACGGCAUGGAGAUGAAGAUAACAGUGAAGAAGAAAUAAUUUCUGAUCAAAGAUCUUCUGUUAAAAUUAAAAGUUCAAGCAAAUUAAAAUCAGCUGAAAAGGGUGGUAGUGAGUUUGAAAAUAUAAGAGUUGUUCAAGAAUUAAGUGGUGAACAUACAGGUGCAAUUUGGACAAUGAAAUUUUCUACAUGUGGCAGAUUACUAGCAACGGCAGGCCAGGAUCAUGAUCUUCGCAUUUGGGUUUUAAGAGAUGCUUAUAAAUAUUUUGAUGACAUGAGACAAAGAUUCAAUGCUGAGAGUGGUAAGACAUCACCACAACCUGAUGUUAGCACAACUGAUGACGAUGAUAAGGAGGAAAGCGAAGAUGAUAAAGGCCCAUUUCUCAGAAAACCUUUUUGCACAUAUCAAGGACAUACUGCUGAGCUUUUGGAUGUUUCUUGGUCAAAGAAUUAUUUUAUACUAUCAUCAUCUAUGGAUAAAACUGUAAGAUUAUGGCACAUCUCUCGAAAGGAGUGUCUCUGCUGCUUUCAGCACAUUGAUUUUGUUACUGCCAUUGUCUUUCAUCCCAAAGACGAUCGCUAUUUCUUGAGUGGCUCUUUAGAUGGGAAACUAAGACUUUGGAAUAUUCCUGAUAAAAAAGUAACUCUGUGGAAUGAAUUAGAUGGGCAAACAAAGUUGAUAACUGCUGUAAAUUUCUGUCAGAAUGGGAAAAUUGCUGUUGUUGGUUCUUAUGAUGGUCGUUGUAUAUUUUAUUAUACUGAUCAACUCAAGUAUUAUACUCAAAUUCAUGUCAGGAGCACUAAAGGGAAAAAUUCUCAUGGAAGGAAAAUUAGUGGAAUCGAGGAAAUGCCAGGAGAAGAUAAGAUUCUUGUAACUUCAAAUGAUUCCAGAAUCAGAUUAUAUGAUUUGAGAGAUUUAUGUUUAACUUGUAAAUAUAAAGGAUAUGUAAAUUUGAGUAGCCAAAUAAAAGCUAGUCUGAGUCACGAUGGAAAGUACAUACUUAGUGGUUCAGAAAAUCAAUUUAUAUACUUGUGGAAAACAUCACAUGAUUAUGCCAAAUUUAGAAGAGACAGGAAUGAUUAUUGGACUGCAAUAAAAGCCCAUAAUGCUGUUGUUACCUCAGCAGUAUUCGCACCUAAUCCUUCCAUUAUUGUAAAGCAAUUAAUACGUGAUCAAGAUGAAGAUGUUGCUGCUGCCAUGAAAGAAGACAUAAAUAAGUAUUAUAUUAUGGUCAGUGGUGACUUUAAUGGAGUAAUUAAAGUUUUCUUACACAAAACGAAAACUGGAGCUACUAAUACUUCUUAAAAUAUAGACUAGUCUUGUAUGUAAACUUUGUACAGUAUAUGGAGUAUAUCAAUUAUAAAUGUUUUCAAUCUGAAAUAAAUGUAAUUUUUGUACAAGAAUUCUAUUAAAGAAAAAUUUUGAAACUUUUACUGUAAAGAUUGCAUGUACUUAUUGUAUGUUGUAAUUAUAUUUUAUUAAAGUUGUCUUGUUUUACUAUUUAUCACAUUUUACUAUGUUGAUGCAUUUUGAAAAGAUGUCUAUUUUUCUGAGGUGUCCUCGUCUAUCAUCUGUUAAAAUUAAAAACUGUGUAAAAAUUGAAUAGUUUUCAAAGAUUAUAUUGAAUAAACAUUGUAAGACAAGAA
This is a messenger RNA of Argiope bruennichi, 3291 nucleotides long. RefSeq names its product WD repeat-containing protein 44-like. Bases 317 to 2950 code for a protein of 877 amino acids. Gene Ontology annotation, molecular function: protein binding. The transcript is spliced from 21 exons. The record is from RefSeq and is a predicted model, not a curated record. NCBI's taxonomy places the organism in Eukaryota, Metazoa, Arthropoda, Arachnida, Araneae, Araneidae.